CGGCGAUUGUGGGAAAUGUAGUUUAGAGACACCGCCCUCCUUGCUAUUCCUGUAAUGGCUGCCUCCUGUAAGGCGUUGUCACGUGGAACCUCCUAGCUUCCGAGUUCCAGAAAGGGAGUAUUUCAAGUCAGAUACAAUUGUACAUAUAUCGUUUCUUUGAAAACCUUCAGAGCUCAAGAUCCAGCCAUCCCAAGAUCCCAACAUCAUGACCUCAGUUUCAGCACAGUUGCUAGUCCUCAUUUCACUGCUUUUGAUGCUACCUGUUGUUGAAGCAGUAGAAGCAGGAGAUGCAAUCACUCUCUUUUUAUGUGUGGUUCUCUGCAUUACAGGCAUUUGUGCUUGUUUGGGGGUAUAUGCACGAAAGAGAAAUGGAGAGGUAUGACUUUGAAGAGCCUCCUGAAUCAAACCUCACCCUGAAAAUUUUUGCGCUGUUGAGGUUAAAAACUGAGCUUUGGUGUUUGAAAGUUCCUGAGAAACAAAAAACAGGGCAAAUAGGAAUAAAUUGAUACAUGGAAAAGAUGUUUUUUCAUAACAAAUAAUGCACUGAAAAAUGCAGUCUAUAGUUUGUGUUUGCUAGUUAGAAGGAGGAUCAAGUAACUCAGGUGGCUGAAAUUUACAUAAGUAAUAUUUAAUAGUCUCAGAAUUCUCAAAGCAAUGAAAUUGGGAGAAGGACACUUGCCUAGGAUUCUAGGAAGUAGCCACUAUUUAGUUGUAAUCUCUGCCUCCUGUAUUGUUAAGGAGACUUUUCUCUGUAUUUUUACUAAAUUUUUGUUAUCUCCCAAGUGAAUAUUGUACCUAGGUAUUAGAUAUAAAAUAUAGUCGAUCAAAACUUAAAAAAUUUAUUUCUUGGGAAGAAAAGGUUUAAAAAAUGUACUCAGUGUAUCCAACAUUGAAAUGGAGAAAAGAUUUAAUGCAAAAAAUAUACUCUGUACUGACAGUGAAAUAGAGAAGAAAUAUAAUGUUAAAAUCUUUAUAUUAACUAAUACUCCCUUGAUGAGAAAUACUAUAACAAAUAUAAACCCAUUAUGUUGCAAGUUAAUGUAUGGUGUCUGUUUUUUUGUUUAAGCUAUUUCUUUGUGUGGACUUUUUAUAUAAGCUAAAUAAGAAGGACAGGAUACCUGACCUAACUGAUCACACAAGUUUAUAGAGUCACAAUAAGUGGAAAAUGAAAAAUGAGCAUAAUGAAGGCAGGAGAGGAGGAAAAUGUAGUAGCCUAUACUGAUUUACACACAACCCAAUGAGACAUACUUUUUCUGACCUUGCUACUUAAUGUGUUCUCAAAUCUGCAAUAUCACCUGGAUACUCAUUACAAUGCAGGAUCUCAGGCCCCAUCCAACCAGUUGGAUUAGAAGAUGCAUUUGUUUAGGAGCCCAGGCAUAUCUGCACAUUUAAGUUUUAAAAAUACUACUCUAACCUGUUUGAGUCCAAGAAUUGCCCAACACACUGGAUAAAAACUCAAAUUCCCAAGUCCCUCUCAAUUGUGUUGUAGUCAUUGUAGGGUUAGAUACUAUAAUCCUGUGUUUAAAAAGGGCCCCCAGUGAUUCUUUCAAUUCUGUAGAUAAAAGCACCAUAGAAUAAUCCAAGUAAAUCAAACUACUUUAGUGUCUUACUAGAAGCAGGCAGUCAAGUUUCUUCCUAAAAUAAUGUAUUAUCUAACCUCUAACUGCAAGUGACAUUGGAAACCUUAAUUUUGGUCAGAAAACAGGCAGCAGCAACUUAGGAUUCUGUUUACAGUGCAUUUCUGCAGGUUGUAAGCAGACCUGGCUAAUAAGGAAUUUGAUGGAGGGCACAAGGAGGGACAGCCAUGCCGUAAAGACAUUAUAAAAUCUGAAUGGAUCUGUUUUUGUCAUAGCUAUUGUUUAGUUUUGUUUUUUUAGCAGACAAAGCUCUAACAUUUUUUAUUCAGAUAACUUGACAUUUAUACAUUGUAUCAUAGUGGAACUCAAUUUUACAUGCUUUUUUUUUUUUUAAGAUGGAAAAAGGAAUACCGCUUGUGGGACAGUUUGUCCUGUCUCUUACAAACUAGUUCAUUGGUACUGAUGUAGGUAGAAAGGCUGCUGCUUUUUCCUCAUAUGCUUGAACUUCUCUAUUGGCAUUGGGGGGAAGCAAACCUAAACCACAUUUUAAAUCACAGUGCAUUAGUCAUUUAGUCACCUCCAGACAUUAUUUUUUCAAUUGUUCAAAAUAGCACUACAGGCAAACAUUCUUUAAUGAACAUGUAUUUCCACAAGUGCCCUAGAAGGAAUUAGAAAACUACUAUUUUCCUAUUUUUCCCUUAGAAGUAGAGAAUUAUCAUAAGGAGGUAUUCAAAAAUUUCGAUGAAUAUAAUUGGGUAUAUCUUUAUUUUUAGCCCUUUUUCUCAUCUGUGUAAGUUGGAUUAUAUGAUUUUGCCUGAAAAGAACAGAAACUCUUACAGUGGCUCUUAACCUUCAGGGAGACCAGCUUGUUUGAAAUUCUGACAAAAGAUAUGCUAAUUUUCUGAGAAAAAUGCACGUACAUGCUGGUAUUUGUAGAUUACUUUUAGAGAGUUCACAAGAGCUAAAGCCCAUCCAGAAAUCCAAAAUUCCAAAUUUCUGCUCUUGUGUUUCCUUUUUGAGUUUUUUUCCCAGUUCUGGAAUUCCUUGAUUUCCUCUGAGGGAUAACACUGCUUUUAGAACAAUUAGAGGAAAAAUGGAAUUGACAAAUGUCUCCCAGGUGUCCAGCACAACUUGUAGAUUUCCAGUAAAUGCUCUGUACAUGUUAACUUGGUUCAGUCCAGUUAAAAAUGCAGAAGACUAAUAGUUGAAAUCAACAAGAAGUGCUGGUAACAAGCUUAUUCUUCUAAUGCCAAAAGUAGUGCAUUUCCUACAUCAUUUCUCUGGCCGCUUUCAAGACAUUCUUUUCACUAUCCUUAAUUUUUAAAAGUUUGAAUGUGAUAUGUGCUAUCUUUGGGUUUAUCCUGUUUGGGGUUCACUCAGGUUCUUAAACCUUUAGGUUUAUGUCUUCCCCAAAUUUAAGUAACUUUUAGCCAUUAUAUUUUUCAAAUAUUCUUUCUAUACCAUUCUGGGACUCCAGUGACCCAAUAGUUAGAUCUUUGGUUACAGUCCCACUUGUCCCCCAGGCUUCCUCAUUAUUUAUUUAUUUACUUAUUUAUUUAUGUCUUCUGUUGUUCAUUUUGGGUAAUUUCUAGUGUUCUAUCCUCAAGGUCACUGAUUCUGCUGUUUUGUAUUCAAUUCUAAAUUUCCUAUCUGGCUUUUCAUUGUAAGUUAUUUCUUUGCUAAGACUUUCUAUUUAUUUUAUUUGUUCCAACCAUGUUUGUAAUUGUUCAUUGAAGCACUUUUAUAAAAGAUGCUUCCAAAUUCUUAUCAGAUAAUUCUAAUAUUUGUGUCAUAUCAGUAUUGAAUUUUGUAUUGUCUUUUUCUAAUUCAAGUUAACAUCUUACUUGGUAUGAGUGAUUGUUUUCAUUGAUACCUGGACAUUAUGAAUAUUAUAUUAAAAAGACUGUGGGUCUUAU
Phyllostomus discolor (pale spear-nosed bat) is the source of this 3493-nucleotide messenger RNA. RefSeq names its product small integral membrane protein 30 (gene SMIM30). NCBI's taxonomy places the organism in Eukaryota, Metazoa, Chordata, Mammalia, Chiroptera, Phyllostomidae. The record is from RefSeq and is a predicted model, not a curated record. The coding region runs from base 206 to 382 and encodes 58 amino acids. The transcript has 3 exons.